This is a messenger RNA of Linum trigynum, 2893 nucleotides long. The record is from the annotation of a GenBank genome assembly. NCBI's taxonomy places the organism in Eukaryota, Viridiplantae, Streptophyta, Magnoliopsida, Malpighiales, Linaceae.
GAGCAGCUUCUUCUGCUCUUUAGUCUUUUCCCCCUUUCAGUAGUUUGCCCGACGGGAGACAUCGAAGAGCGAUCGAGUAAGCUUUUCUGAAUUCUAACAAAGGCGACGCCUUUUACAGGUUUUCUGUGAAUUCUGGUUUCUGGGUCUCUGCCUUAUAAUUUCUAGCUUGUUGGGUUCGUUUGCUGGUUCUUGUUCUCUCUCUCUCUCUCUGGGGUUUUGUGACUUUGAUAUUGUGACUGGGGUUUUCCCCCCCGGUAUAUCCGUGAUGGGUAGUCUUAGGAUUGGAGUUUGAUUUGCUUGAUUGGUGGGUACAAGUUGUGACUGGAACUGUUUCUACUGCUGUUGCUCAAGAUUUUGAAUUGCUAGACUCCUGCUGCUUUAUUGUGUAUGCUUUGAAUUUGGGAAGGAUUUUGGUUCAAACUUAGGAUUAGAUGGGAUUAUAGCUAAUGUCCGGCUUUUCUAUACUGGUUUUUCAACUCCCUACACUUCAUCAGUUGCAGUAAUUAAGAAGCUUUGUUUCGGUACUUACUGUUGGUGGUGCCUAAAAAGCAGCUGAUGCCUUAGAUGAAUGAAAAUUAAUAUUUUGACAGGUGAUCGAUCAUCUGUAAUUGGUGCUAGGAUGAGUGGAAUCGCAAUAGAGGAUGACUGGGAGUUUGCUUCACCUUCUACCGAAGACCCUUGGUCGAUCGUUCUAGUUGGACGAACUGGUAAUGGGAAGAGUGCAACAGGUAAUAGCAUAUUGAAGAAGAAAGCCUUCCAGUCCAAGAAUAGUUCAUCGGGGGUAACGCGGUCCUGUGAGUUGCAGACGACUCUGUUGGGAGAUGGUCAGAUCCUCAACGUCAUCGAUACUCCUGGGCUUUUUGAUUUCUCUGUGGGGGCUGACUUUGCGCACAAGGAGAUAGCCAAAUGCAUCAACAUGGCUAAGACUGGGAUCCAUGCAGUGGUCCUUGUGUUCUCUGCGAGGAAUCGGUUUACUAAUGAGGAAGAAGCUACCAUUCGUAACUUACAGUCCUUGUUCGGAAAGAAGAUCAUCGACUACAUGGUUGUAUUGUUCACUGGUGGAGAUGAACUCGAAGAUAAUGAUGAGACUCUAGAGGGUUAUUUGAGUGAUGAUUGUCCUCAACCUCUAAAGGAAAUUCUUUCAUUGUGUAAGAAUCGGAAGGUUCUGUUCGAUAACAAGACUAAAGACGAGUUUAAGAGAGCUAGCCAGGUCGAUGAGCUUCUUGCCCUUGUUAACAAUGUUGUGAUGCAGAAUGGUGGACGACCAUACACGAAUGACAUAUUCGUCGAAAUGCAGAAACAUACCAAGAUCAUUCGUAACAAGCAAGCUGAGCUCGAGGCCCUUCAAGUUCAGCACCACUCUUCUCUGGAAAUAGCUGGUCUGAAACAACUGAUGCAUGAUCUAUACCAAGAACAGCUCAAACACAUAACUGACAUGGUCGAGUCGAAGCUUCAUGAGACAACAGUCAAACUCGAGCAGCAGCUGGCGAAGGAGCAGGCCGCACGUCUCAAAGCAGAGGAGUUCGCACAGCUGGCUCACUUGCAGUCGAGCGACGAGAUCCGCCAGCUGAGGGAGAACCUCGAGAGUGCCCGAGCAGAGACUGAGAGACUCCGCGAGCAGGCAGAGAGGGAAACUGCGAUCCUGUGGCUGAAACGAAGUCUGGUGAGGGCCCAGAUGGGGACAGGGGAGAUUCUGAAGAGGGCCGAGUCCCAUUCUGCUGUGCUGUGGCUCCAUAGGAGUUUGGAGAGAGCUGAGAAGGAGACUGUGGAGUUGUUGCAUCAGGCUGAGAAGCAUUCCGCGGUAUUGUGGAUUAGGGAGAGUGUGAGGAAGCUGCAAGGGAAGCUGAGUAUCAAUGCAAAUCAGGGGGUUUGAGAGGCAAUGUUUGUGACUUGAGGGAGAGAUCAACCAGUUUCCUGGUUUGAGUAUGUAUAGAGUUUUCUUACUGGGAAGUUUAUUUUGGGGAUGAUUUAGGUUUUUGAUAAUAAAUGAUGUCUGGCUAGUAGCUCCAUGUAAAUGUUUAAAGCUUUUAUCAAGUUUCUCUUAUCAGAAUUCAGAAUGCAAACCUUGGUCGGUUAUUAGAGCAUUUGUGUCUGGUUUUUGUUAUAGCAUGCUAAGCAUAUGCUGCUGGAAAAUGCAUUCACCAAAUGUGGCUAAUGGGUUAGCUUCUGGUAAGGUUAAUAUAUGAGGAAAUCGUGUUUUUUAAUAUCCGGUAUGGUGUUGUUUCACAAAUAUGUAACUUUUCUAUAUCAAAAUACUUAAUUUAUCAUAUUCUUUUAUCGAUAUGAUAUGAUUUUCCAAACGUGAAAAAGUCUCACAAACCUAAAUAUUUAUAUGAAACAAGCUUUAAUUAUAAAUCUACCAUGUUCAUUAUUUUUGGAUUAGAGUUCAAAGCAAACAAAGUAACAUUCCAAAAUGUGCUCUAAAACUUAUAAUUAGGGAUGGCAAUGGGGCGGGUUUGGGGCGGGUUUGCCUAAACCAUCCCCAAACCCAUCUUCAAAUACCCAAACCCAUACCCGCCCCAUAUCCAUGCAGGGGAAUGUUUUGCAAACCCAUCCCCAUACCCGUGGGUUUCGGGUACCCAUGGGUAAUACCCAUACCCGUACAUCCAACAUUAUUAUACCUAAAACUUACAAGAAAAGUUUUAAUUAUAAUUCUAAAAGAACAUAUUAUAUCAUGAAGUCAACAAAACACAGUCAUUUUUUUAAUAUGGUUCAAAGAAUAUGAUCCUAAAAGUAUCCAUUAAUACAUAAUAUAGAGUAUAAUAUUUUUCAAAUUAUUAUGUUCUAACUUUGAUACAUCUACUAAAUAAUAAUUAACUAACAUAAUCUUGUUGACAAGGGGGAAGUGAAAGAGUGAAAUGAGAAUUGAGAGAAAUGAAUUAGGUUUUGAUUA